Messenger RNA from Cladocopium goreaui, 1133 nucleotides. The record is from the annotation of a GenBank genome assembly. NCBI's taxonomy places the organism in Eukaryota, Dinophyceae, Suessiales, Symbiodiniaceae.
AUGAAGAUCCCGACGUUGAAGUUCACUGUCAAAAAAGACUGUGAGGCCUUGAAGAAAGGGCGAAACACACUCGAGACGUUGAAGAGCACUUCGAGGUUUGGUGUCAAAAUUGUGAAGAUUUCCGAGGUACGGCCUCACCGGGCAAAAGGAAAGAAAGAUGACUUUCCAGAUCGCGAGUCCCGACUUGAGAAGGGUUUUCACGUUUGGAUACUUCCUCACUUGUCCGCGAGGGUUCGGCUAAGCGCAAAAGACAACAAGAUCUUGGAUGAGAAGCAGGUAUGGAAAGUCUUUCUGACAGCUUACGAGCUGGAGAAUAUUUACACCAUUGACGCCACGAAAAGAAAUGCGGUGAAAGUGCCUGCGGGCGACAAAGAUGGGCGCAGCGACACGGAGCGGGUAUUGCAGGCAGACCUCAGAGGUUUUAUGAACGAGUUCAGCCUUGACGACGAGGAUUUAGAACUGGAGAAGUUUGCCUGUGCCGCUGAACCCUUUUGCAAGUAUGAACUUGAGACUGCUGCCUCAUUUUGCACAUUCCCUUACGCCAAAAGGCGGCUUGAGGAAGAAAUGGACCCCCAGCUGCUUGACCGCUUGCGCAAGAAGGGAAGGGUGGAAUUGCUGGCGCUGAACAUGCGCUACCAUUUUGGUGUCAGCCCCGUUGCAGUCAUGCACCAGCCCAACAAAAAUGACGAAUAUUUGGUUGAAAUUCCAGAAACCGUCUGGACCAUACUCCACCCAAACGACCACCUUGUAUUUCUGGAGUCUGACGUGCAUACCAUGAAGGAAAUCAAGGAAAGCAUGCAGAUGUUGAACAAGGGCAUUAGAGAAUGGAAGGACCACGAGCUGGAAGGAGUUGGUGUUGUUCGUGAGGUCUUGACGGUUGAAAAGGUGGAUUUACCGGAGCCACCCCCAAGACGUGGCAGAGGUGGCUCAAAAUCCUGAAGCGUUGGAAGCUUUCGCAUCUCAGUUGCGGCAAGGCCCAAAACGUACCGAGCUGAUGUUUUUCACCCUGUCUUUUUGAAGUCUAGCUGGAUUUAUCACUGCAAUUGAUCCAAGUCAGCCGGCCCAUGUGGAUAUGAUGCCCAGGCCGAGUUCGGAGAGCCUCUAAAAAAAGGAAUGCAUAGGAAUGGAAAGGC